AUGAGAACCUCAACUUUGGUCGCCGCUUCCGCCGGUACUCUCUUGACCGGUCUUCUGGCCUAUGCCGUCUACUUUGACCACAAGAGACAGACCGACCCGGAGUUCCGCAAAGCAUUGAAGCGAAACAACCGCCGGAUGGCCAGAGCUGUCAAGGAGGAAGCCGAGGCUCACGGCGCCGAGCAGCGCGAAGCCAUCAAAAAGGCCGUCCAGAAGGCCAAGGAUGAAGGCUUCCCAGCUGACCUCGAAGAGAAGGAGACCUACUUCAUGACCCAAGUUGCCAAGGGAGAAUCUCUCUGCGCUGAAGGCACAGACAACGUGGAGGCUGCUUUGGCUUUCUACAAGGCCCUCAAGGUCUACCCCCAGCCCAAGGACUUGAUCUCGAUAUACGACAAGACCGUUCCCAAGGAAAUUUUGGAGAUCCUGGCGGAGAUGGUCGCCAUGGACGCUGGUCUCAAGUUGGGCAGCUUCACUGGUGGUGAGAGUGGUAGCCCCGAAGGCCCCGCUGUCGAAUAA
Molecule: messenger RNA, 513 nt
Organism: Aspergillus wentii DTO 134E9
Lineage: Eukaryota; Fungi; Ascomycota; Eurotiomycetes; Eurotiales; Aspergillaceae
Product: TOM complex receptor protein TOM20
Exons: 3
Coding region: 1-513 (170 amino acids)
Biological process (GO): tRNA import into mitochondrion; protein import into mitochondrial matrix; protein targeting
Cellular component (GO): mitochondrial outer membrane translocase complex; mitochondrial outer membrane
Molecular function (GO): transmembrane protein transporter activity
Source: RefSeq, a predicted model, not a curated record